AUGGGUGAUAAACCAGAACAGUCAACCUCCUCAGGCAUGACUUUGUAUCAGAAGUGGGAACACCCUAACCAUCCACUUUAUCUUCAUCACUCGGAUCAGCCUGGCGCCGUUCUUGUACCGCAGCCACUCGUGGAAGACAACUAUGGCACAUGGGCGCAAUCCAUGACCAUGGCCUUGAUGGUUAAAAACAAGUUAGGGCUGGUUGAUGGAACAAUCACGAAGCCAACUGAUGCGCAGGUUGAAGAAUUACAGCAAUGGAACCGGUGCAAUAAUCUGGUGAAAACAUGGUUACUCGGCUCCAUGUCAAAAGAAAUCUCAGGAAGUGUCAUAUACUGCAAGGACGCGCGGCAGAUGUGGCUUGACCUCAACACCCUCUUGCUGGAUCCAUUGCCAACUGUUAACAAAGCUUAUGCACUUGUUCUUCGCCAUGAGAAGCAAGUUGAAGUAUCAAAUGGAAAGGGCAGCACCGUGCAGCUUGAAGCUGCUAUGUUUGCAGUGAGGGGCGCUGGUCGAGAACCCGAGACAGAAGAUGGUAGUUAG
Molecule: messenger RNA, 540 nt
Organism: Pyrus x bretschneideri (Chinese white pear)
Lineage: Eukaryota; Viridiplantae; Streptophyta; Magnoliopsida; Rosales; Rosaceae
Exons: 2
Coding region: 1-540 (179 amino acids)
Source: RefSeq, a predicted model, not a curated record